This is a messenger RNA of Telopea speciosissima, 1265 nucleotides long. Its product is annotated as disease resistance protein Roq1-like. Bases 345 to 1265 code for a protein of 306 amino acids. Lineage: Eukaryota; Viridiplantae; Streptophyta; Magnoliopsida; Proteales; Proteaceae. Gene Ontology annotation, biological process: defense response. Gene Ontology annotation, molecular function: ADP binding. The record is from RefSeq and is a predicted model, not a curated record. The transcript has 2 exons.
CUGUAUUCAUUAAUAUUGAACCACGGGAUGUUUGACAUCAGACUGGAAGUUUUGAGGUUCCAUUUCAGGAACACCAAAGGAAGUUUAAGCCUGCUAUUGUAGAGAGUUGGAAGGAUGCUUUGAAAGAGGUGGGAGAUCUAAAGGGAUGGACUCUCAAGGGGGACGCAACCAUUGAGGAUCAGUCAAAUUUAGUCGAGUUAAUUGUUCAAAGGGCUUUGAGAGAACUAAAACGCACCCCAUUGGAUGAAUGUAAACACCCUGUUGGAAUAGAUUCCCACAUUGAUAAACUACUUUCUUUGUUAAAUACUGGUUUCGAUGAUGUAAGAUUUGUGGCAAUAUGUGGCAUGGGCGGCCUUGGAAAGACAACUAUUGCAAAGGCUAUCUAUAAUUGCAUCUUUAGAAGCUUUAAUGGAAGUAGCUUUCUUAUAGAUGUGAGAGAAGAAGCUUCACAAGGAAAUAAAGGUUUAGUUUCAUUGGAGAAGCGACUUCUUAAAGAUAUCUUGGACAGGGACGAAGACAUAAGCAAUUCUUCUCAAGGAUCAAAAUUGUUAGAAAAGAGACUUCAUAGAGAAAAAAUUCUUCUUAUUCUCGAUGACGUGGACAAUUAUAAACAACUUGAUACAUUAGCUGGUGGAAUAAAUUGGUUUGGUCAAGGAAGCAGGGUCAUCAUAACAACUAGAGAUGACCAUUGUUUGAAUGUACAUAAAUCUGAUAAAGAUAUCAAAAUAUAUAAGCCUAAAGAACUAAAUGCUGAGAAUUCUCUUCAACUCUUUAGUUUGCAUGCCUUUUCAAUGAGCAAACCUCCUGAAGAUUUUAAGGAGCUUUCAUGUGAAGUCGUGCAACAUGUUGGUGGAUUACCCCUAACCCUAGAGGUGUUGGGUUCUUUUCUAUGUGGCAAAAACAAAGAUGAAUGGAAAGAUACAUUAAGAGGAUUGAAAGAUAUCAUUGAUAACAAGGUCUCUAGAAUGUUGAUAAGAAGCUAUGAUGAUGAGGUCUUUGCAAGGUUGAUGAUAAGUUACAAAAAACUAAGUGACCAAGAAAAAAUCAUAUUUCUUGAUAUUGCAUGCUAUUUCAUUGGAUGGAAAGCAAAAGAAGCAAUUCCAUUAUGGGAAGCUUGUGAGUUGAAUCCAAGAUUAGCCAUAAAAGAACUCACUCAAAAGCACCUACUAAAGAUUGAUGAUUAUGGCAGAUUGAGAAUGCAUGAUGAACUUCGAUUUAUGGGCAAGUACCGAAUCCACUUACAUUUAUCUAUCAAUCUUAAUUAA